This is a messenger RNA of Silurus meridionalis, 2060 nucleotides long. RefSeq names its product NOP2/Sun RNA methyltransferase 6 (gene nsun6). Gene Ontology annotation, molecular function: RNA binding; methyltransferase activity. Gene Ontology annotation, biological process: RNA methylation. The coding region runs from base 176 to 1669 and encodes 497 amino acids. The transcript has 12 exons. Lineage: Eukaryota; Metazoa; Chordata; Actinopteri; Siluriformes; Siluridae. The record is from RefSeq and is a predicted model, not a curated record.
ACGGCAGCGGGUCCGCCAUUUUGAAAGGAUCAACGAAUUGUUUUUUCAUAUACAACCUACAUUUAAACAGUUAUUUUGCACAAUCUUUAUAAAGUGAGACGCAAGAAUACAUUGAUUCAUUCUGACUGUUGCUUUCUGUUGUGACUUAAUUCGGCCGGCGAUUAAAGCUAACAUUAUGCACAUAUCCCAUAAUGCAGCGUGCUUUCCAGCUUGUGGAAAAAUGGCGACGGAAAACACAAUGUCCACGAUGUCUAUAAAGAGUGUCUUCCCAAAAGUAGCCUUGAAGUCUGAAGUGCAGGAAUAUCUUCACAAUGUCUACAUGAACAAAGAGCUCGUGUCAGAACUCGGAGAAGAGGAGGCUGAGAAAGUGUUUGAUUCGCUGCUGUCCUGUCUGUCCCACCCGCCAGCACUUACCUGCCUGAGAGCCAGCACACACACACACACCCUACAGGACAUUCAACACAGGCUGGAGCAGCACCUUGCUCAGGUCUGUCAACAAGGGAGUGAUUGUUGUGCUGGCAGAUCUUUCACUCCCAUUAUUCAUCACCCACAACUUCCAGACGUGCUGCUGCUGCCAGUCAGAGGACCGAGAGAUGUGAGAAUUCUGGACAUGAAAGUGGUGGUCGGUGCACAGUGUGGCAGUGCAGUACUGAGAGGAGCUCAUGUCUUUGCUCCAGGUGUCCUUAGUGCACCAAAGUUUAUGAAAGCCGGUGACAUAGUGUCAGUGUUCUCGGACGUGGAGGGCAGGUGCACACGAGGAACUAAAGAUUUCCAGGGAAAUAAAGUCUUUGUGGGGAAUGGUGUUUGUGUGAUGAACCGAUCUGAUAUAUUUUGUGCAGAAGGUCCAGUGAGAGGCGUGGCCAUUAAAAUGGAUGAUGCUCUUUACCAAAGUCCAUCCUUUGAUGGUGUGUUGCCAAAUGAAGUGUUCCUGCAGAACCUCCCAUCCGUUGUGGUGGGACAUGUUUUAGGGCCUCGUCCCGGUGAGAGGAUUUUGGACAUGUGUGCAGCUCCUGGAGGGAAGACAACUCACAUAGCUGCUCUCAUGGCUAAUCAGGGAGUGGUCGUGGCUCUGGACAAGAUCAAAUCCAAAGUGGAGAAGAUCAGAGAGAAUGCUGACGCUCUGCGGCUGCACUGCAUUAAAGCGCACUGUUACAACAGCAUACAGGCCAUCUGCCCUGACCUUACCCAUUCCUGUAGUGCAGCAGACGCUCCUCCAUUCCCAGAAGAGAGUUUUGAUCGGAUUUUAUUAGAUGCUCCGUGCAGUGGGCUGGGACAGAGACCUAACAUGGCGAUCAACUACAGUCUCAAGGAAGUGUGCUCAUACCAGCCUUUACAGAGAAAGCUCUUCCGCACAGCUGUGCAACUCAUGAAAAAGGGAGGUGUGUUAGUGUACAGUACCUGCACUGUAACACUUGCUGAGAAUGAAGAGCAGGUGGCCUGGGCAUUGAAAACGUUCCCAUGUUUAACUCUGGAGCUACAGGAGCCACACCUUGGAUCCCAAGGCAUGCCCGGAGCUGAAUUAUCACAUGACCAGCUGAGGCUGCUGCAGAGGUUCCGCCCAGAAUUCUCAUGGCACGGGGCUACUGACAUCCACGGCCCUGAAGACCUCCUACUAAAAGCCAACACAGACACUAUCGGCUUUUUCAUAGCAAAAUUCAUGAAGAGAUAACGCACGUUCUCUCAUAACACGUGUUCAUGGAGCAGCUCAAAGAGGCAGAAGGAAAGAAGUGCCGGGAAGGAGGGGUGAACGGACGGCAUGAAUGGAGAGAAGAGAAGGGGUGGUGCCAUGCGUUGUUCUGCUUCCGUUGGCAUGACAACAGUGACGCAACGGCUGCUAUGGUGAUCGUUGGUUUUGCGUGACCGUUGGACUGUGACCAGGAAGCAGCAUGCAGCCAGAGGACACGAUGCUGUUGACAGUUUGUCCCUAACUCUCACACACAGAGCAAAGUGACCAGCAGCUGAAUUAGUUAAUCAACAGAUGUACUGUACUAUUUUCUUUUCUAGUACUGUAUAAUAUUUUUUUAUUUUUAUUGCUAAAUGAAUAAAUGUUUUAAAAUUUU